UAUGUACUCUGUCUUUGUCUCACUGAGAACUGACCCAUUAGCAUCUGAACAUUUCCCCCCCAGAUAUUCUCCUUCCUCCUAUCAAUAUACCCUCAGAUUUGUAAAAUUGCCCUGAGUAACUGCACACUAGCCAGUACUCCUUUGGCUGCGUCAACAUCCAUGAUCAACAAUUACACAUUACACAACUUUUCACGUCACAGAUAAGGUUUACCCUGUGAGGUUCUGAACAAAAGACAUGAAUUGCUAUACUGUUCAGUCCUAUCAGAUAAGGAGUCUUUAUAUAGUUGCGUUGAAGUAAGGGAGAGGACUAUGUUUUGAGAAAGACGGAGUUCAACCAUGUCACAAUCAAUCAGAGGGAUUUUAGUACUUUUGGUUCUAGGUGGAUUAGGAAGUCGAGCGAGCCAAAGAGUUGCGGAGGGCCCUGAACCGAGGAAUUAUGACUACUUUAAAUAUCACAACAUGUCAGAGAUCUCUGGAUGGAUGGAGCAGCUGGAAAAGGAGAACCAGGGUGUCGUCACCAUCAUAAACUAUGGCUACACAUAUGAGAAACAAGGCAUUAAACUUUUGAAGAUUGGCCUGGCAUCCACUGAGAAGAAAAAGGCCAUCUGGAUGGACUGUGGUAUCCACGCCCGAGAAUGGAUCUCCCCGGCCUUCUGCCAGUAUUUUGUCAGACAGAUUCUCGACACAUACAAGACAGAUGAGAAAAUAGGUCAGAUGCUCAAAAACAUGGACUUGUAUGUGACCCCUGUCUUAAAUAUGGAUGGCUAUGCGCACACAUGGUUCAACCAGUCUACACGACUGUGGAGGAAAUCCAGAUCGCCAGGCAACUGUGGAGACUCCUGCAUGGGCACUGAUCUGAACCGCAACUUUGAUGCAAACUGGGGGUCGGUGGGCAUCUCCAGGAACUGUUGUUCAGAGGUUUAUAAUGGCGCCCGAGUGCUGUCUGAAAGUGAAGCGCAGGCCGUCACAGACUUUGUGAAGGCGAGGAGCAGCGAGAUCCUGUGCUUCCUCACCAUCCACUCCUACGGCCAGCUCAUCCUGGUACCCUUCGGACACCCUAACAUCACCGCACCUAACUACGAUGAACUGAUGUCAGUGGGGCUUGCUGCUGCUAAAGCCAUUAAAGAUGUCCACGGAAUGGACUACACAGUAGGAAGCUCCCCUAAUGUUCUCUAUCCAAACUCGGGCUCUUCCCGAGACUGGGCUCGUCUGAUUGGCAUACCUUUGGCCUUCACCUUUGAACUGAGGGACAAAGGUCUGCAUGGCUUCGAGCUGCCUGAAGACCAGAUCAAGCCCACGUGUGAGGAGGCAUACGCUGGAGUUCGUUCCAUCAUCACCUAUGCCCAUGACAAGGCCUUCCACAUUACUACUCCAAAUACUGCUGCCACUGUAAUAGCCACCAUAUGGACUGUCCUGUUAGCUGUAUGUCUCACUAGCGCACCCUUACUAUAAAUGUAUUAUUGGCAACUAUCUCUAUGCUAUAGUGUCACAGGCAAAAUGAGAUGUUCCUACUUAUUGCUAAUGUGCAAGUCCUUACUAUUUUUUCCCACUACUGCAACAGUUGUUUCGGCUCCUCCUCCUAUUGCUAAAUUUGCAACUUCUAGUGGACUAGCUUGCUAGCCUAGCCUAUUACAUGUAUUAAAGUUGCCAUGGUAACCCGUGUAAAAAUACCCUUUUGUCAUAUUUGCUAAAACUGUCUCUGUCUCCUGACAGUAGUACAUGACACAGAUAAUCUGUGAAAAACUGUGAAAAAUGGGGGCACCUCAGGCUCCAUGUAGUGCUACUAAUGUAAUUUGCAAGAAUCCUCUAUGACCAAAUCAAAACAACCAAUCAGAGCCAGGAGGAGUAUCUGACGAGGUGUCAAUCACUGCUCAUGCACUAGUCACGUUAAUAAGCGAUUAGUGUGUUGCUGUCAGGAAAUGUUACUGACAAACUUGUUGUGCUUCUUUGAACGUGAUAUUUAGUGCUCAUAUUGGGUACAAUAUGUUCAGAUGUGAUCCACAGUGUAAUAAAACGUAACAGUUCUGCUG
Clupea harengus (Atlantic herring) is the source of this 2030-nucleotide messenger RNA. RefSeq names its product carboxypeptidase O (gene cpo). The record is from RefSeq and is a predicted model, not a curated record. Gene Ontology annotation, biological process: proteolysis. NCBI's taxonomy places the organism in Eukaryota, Metazoa, Chordata, Actinopteri, Clupeiformes, Clupeidae. Gene Ontology annotation, molecular function: metallocarboxypeptidase activity; zinc ion binding. Bases 337 to 1452 code for a protein of 371 amino acids. The transcript has 9 exons.